AUGGUGGUUGAAGAUGAAGUGCAAACCAAUGCGAAGCAACUGAAUACUAGAAAACCUAAAAUGAACACCAGUGAGUCAACUUCUCAGGUCAUAGCUGAAGCAGAAAUCUCUGAUGGUGGUCUUAAUGAUUCAGACAAGAUAGCUGCAUUUGAUUUUGAUGGAUGCCUUGCAAACACAUCUGCAAAAAGAGUAGGCGCAGAUGCAUGGUCGCUUAUGUAUGAUUCUAUUCAUGAGGAACUGCAAAAUCUUUAUAGUCAAGGCUAUAAGCUGGUGAUUUUCACACAUGAGACUAACAUUGCUUGGUGGAAAAACAAAAGACAAGCUGCUGUGGACCCGAAAAUUGGACGACUCAACAGUUUUAUUAAACAUGUGGAGGUCUCCAUUCAGUUGAAGUGCGGUUUGGUGUUUAUAGCCUGCGGAGUCGCAAGUUCUGGUGGUAAUGAUGACUUUUACCGUAAACCCAAGCCUGGAAUGUGGCAACUCAUGAAGUUUGUUUUCUCCCAACUUGCUCUUAAAAUUUUUGAUUUACUUGUGAAACUUCUAGCAAGGCUGGAAGCGAAUGGAUUGAAGUUUUUUACUCCGGUGUCAGCUGUCAAGUCUUGUGCAUUAUGUUCCCAGUCAAGUUUUGUGCGUUAUGUUCGCAGUCUCUUUUGUCAGCACCCGUUGUUACAAAAACUAGGAGAAGAAAUUGUCUUCGUGCGCAGAGAGGAGGAAAAGCGUCAAUUCCGAAAACGACUACAAGGUCAGCUUGCUACAGAGAAAGAAGCAAAGUAUGGUUCAAAGCCUGCAAAGAAGAAACCAUUGGGACAGAGUCUUAACACAAAUAAUGUGACUAAAACACCAUUUGCUCGUCGGAUUGGGACACACCUGGAAGCCACGCUCGGAGCAGAACUGGCAAGAUACAGGAUGAAGCCUCGAGUCUACAUUGGUUGCAUGAAGUCUGGACCUAUUCUUGCUGCUCAGAAAGGUGUGAAAUAUCAUGAACCGGAGUACUGGAAAUUCAGAGAAGAGGGUAACAAGUACUUCCGCCAUGCUACUGGUCAGCUCUACGCAAUUUCCAGGGAGCUGGCCUUUUACAUAUCAAUAAACCAAAACGUACUUCACAAGUAUGUGAAUGAGGAUGUGUCUUUAGGAUCAUGGUUUCUUGGAAUAGAUGUGGAGCAUGUAGAUGACCGUAGGCUAUGUUGUGGUACAACAGGCAUGGCUCAAACUGGGUGCGCUAGAUGCUCAUCAUCAGAGACUCCUCCUGAUGAGCUAGUUAUUAGCAGCGAUUGCGGCCACACAUUUUGCGUAGAAUGUAUAUUAUACCUUUGGUCACGCCAGAAAGAUGGAGAAGCACCUUGCAUAUGUCCAUUUGAUGAGAAAAAAGUGACUUGGAUACGUCCUUCUUCCAUUCCCGUUCCCGAGAAGAUUAAUUCCAUCGUCAAAGUUUAUAACCGUCUAUACGAUCCAUCGAGUCCCUACAAACAAGAAAUGAAGAAUCCUCUGAGUCCGGGUCAAGCACCAGUCUCAUGGAUAUUGACUAAAGGAUGUACUUCCUCUCCUAUCAAAACCUGUAUUGAAGAUGCCAUUACGGCUUCUAGUACUGGUAAUUUCCCAGCAGAGAGCAUCCUGAACACAAUCGACGAAAGAGAUAGAAUUUUUGGCACACCUUCCUAUUGGUCGGGUGCAGGACACCACAAGAGUUCCGUGCCCGAAACUCUUCUUUACAAGUUGAAGGGUGAUUUGUGUGUCAUUACUGAACUCAGCAUCCAGCCUUUCCAAGGUGAUGACCACCAUGCCAUCAUCCUUCAUAAUUGA
Eruca vesicaria subsp. sativa (arugula) is the source of this 1800-nucleotide messenger RNA. NCBI's taxonomy places the organism in Eukaryota, Viridiplantae, Streptophyta, Magnoliopsida, Brassicales, Brassicaceae. The record is from the annotation of a GenBank genome assembly.